AUGAUGACGGAGUCGUCAGGCACGGAAAAGGCCGUUGAAGGCUUAACCCAACAUGCUAGACACGGAACUCUCGGAAGCACGACGAAUCCACCCGAGAAUGAGAACGAGAAGGAGAAGUACAGCAGCGAGGGCUCACGCCAAUCUCUGGAGCAAAAUGGACGUGGGGGAGUCAAUGUUGCAGGCGCCGAGCAGGAGUUUGCUGGACUGCAGCGCGAGCUGAGCGGCAUCUCGAGGCAAUACUCACGCCAGCAGCAGCCUCGCAAGAGCGACCAAGAUGUCGAAAAGUCGCUGUCGCAUUCGCCCACCUCCUCCUCCAGCGAUGAGGGCGAGCCGUUUGAUCUGGAGGACACGCUGCGAGGGACUCGCAAGCUGGAGGAGGAAUCCGGCGUCAAGUCCAAGCAGAUUGGUGUCAUGUGGGACAACUUGACCGUCACUGGCAUGGGCGGCGCAAAGAUCUAUGUGCCCACCUUCCCCGACGCCUUCACCGGCUUCUUUGCGUUUCCCAUCACCUUUGCCAUGGGACUCCUGGGUCUGGGCAAAAAGGGCUCCGAGUCCAACAUCCUACACAACUUCCGUGGUGUGGUCAAGCCCGGGGAGAUGGUGUUGGUGCUUGGUCGUCCGGGCUCAGGAUGUACGACAUUCCUCAAGGUCAUUGCAAACCAGCGAUUUGGCUACACGAACAUCACAGGAGAUGUCACCUAUGGACCUUUCACCGCCAAGGAAUUCGAACAGCGAUACCGAGGACAGGCUGUGUACUGCAUGGAGGAUGACGACCAUCAUCCGACCCUCACAGUAGGACAGACUCURGGGUUCGCCCUGGACACCAAAGUCCCCGGAACCCGCCCAGGAGGCAUCAGCAAAAAUGCCUUCAAGGACAAGGUUGUCGACAUGCUUUUGCGCAUGUUCAACAUAGAGCACACGAAGAACACCAUCGUAGGCAAUGCUUACGUACGGGGCGUCAGCGGUGGAGAGCGCAAGCGCGUUUCCAUCGCCGAGAUGAUGAUCACUGGCGGCAGCGUGUGCUCGCACGACAACAGCACGCGAGGCCUCGACGCAUCGACUGCCCUGGACUAUGCCAAGUCACUCCGCGUCAUGACCAACAUCUACCACACAACAACCUUUGUAUCGCUUUACCAAGCGAGUGAAAACAUUUACAGCCAGUUUGACAAGGUCAUGGUGAUUGAUGAAGGCCGCCAGGUCUUUUUCGGACCCACCCAAGAAGCCAGGGCAUACUUUGAGGGACUCGGAUUCCUUCCCAAACCUCGACAGACGACGCCCGACUACCUCACUGGUUGCACCGACAAGUGGGAGCGUGAGUACCAGGCGGGUCGGGAUGCCACCAACACACCAUCAACGUCAGAUGAACUUGUGGAAGCCUUUAACAAGUCCUCGUACGCAACUCGCCUCGCCAGCGAAAUGGAAGAGUGGAGUCACCGGGUCAAGGAAGAGCAGCACGUGUACGAAGACUUCAAGACAGCCAUCCUCCAGGGCAAGCGUCAUGCACCCAAAAACUCCGUGUACUCCAUUCCCUUCCAUGCCCAAGUCUGGGCUCUGAUGAAGCGUCAAUUCAUCCUGAAGUGGCAAGAUCGCUUCUCACUUGUGGUAUCUUGGAUCACGAGCAUUGUCAUUGCCAUUGUCAUCGGUACUGUGUGGUUGCAGAUCCCGCAAAACAGCGCAGGCGCGUUCACCCGAGGAGGUGUCUUGUUCAUCGCGCUGCUCUUCAACUGCUUUCAAGCUUUUGGCGAACUGGCCUCUACCAUGUUGGGACGGCAGAUUGUCAACAAGCAUCGAGCGUAUACCUUCCAUCGGCCGUCUGCUUUGUGGGUAGCACAGAUUUGCGUCGACAUUGCAUUCGCAUCGCUACAAAUCUUGGUCUUCWCUAUCAUGGUCUACUUCAUGUGCGGGCUCGUUCUCGACGCAGGAGCCUUCUUCACAUUCUACCUGAUCAUUAUCACCGGCUACCUUGCCAUCACGCUCUUCUUCCGAACGGUCGGUUGCCUCUGCCCGGACUUUGACUCUGCCAUCAAGUUUGCAGCUACAAUCAUCACGCUCUUCGUACUCACCUCAGGCUAUCUGAUCCAAUACGACACCCAGCAGGUCUGGCUUCGAUGGAUGUUUUACGUCAACGCUGUUGGACUUGGUUUCGCUGCUAUGAUGGUCAACGAGUUUGGCAGAAUCGAUCUCACCUGCGAAGGAGCCAAUCUGAUUCCAUACGGACCAAGCUACGGUGACAUUCAGCACCAGACUUGCACCCUUGCCGGCAGUGUCGGAGGUAGCGCUUUAGUUUCAGGCACGAACUACGUUGAGACCGCCUUCUCAUACUCGAAAGCUGACCUCUGGCGCAACUGGGGUAUUAUCCUCGCUCUCGUCGUCGGGUUUCUGACCACCAAUGUCUUCUUGGGCGAGUACAUCAAGUGGGGAGCAGGCGGCAAAACCGUGACCUUCUUUGCUAAGGAGGACAAGGAGCGUAAGCAGCUCAACGAUGCUCUUGCUGCCAAGAAGGCACGAAGAGGAACAAAAGAGGGCACAGAAGAGGGAUCUGAGUUGUCAAUUGAGUCCAAGGCUGUCUUGACUUGGGAAGACAUGUGUUACGAUGUGCCUGUUCCAUCCGGUCAGCUGCGCUUGCUGAAGAAUAUUUAUGGAUAUGUCAAGCCCGGUCAAUUGACGGCGCUGAUGGGGGCCAGUGGAGCAGGAAAGACUACACUUCUCGACGUUUUGGCCUCUCGAAAGAACAUUGGUGUCAUCACCGGAGACAAGCUCGUCGAUGGCAAGCCGCCCGGUACCGCUUUCCAACGUGGCACUAGCUACGCGGAACAAUUGGACGUACACGAAGGCAGUCAAACAGUCCGCGAGGCUCUGCGUUUCUCCGCGGUCCUUCGACAGCCAUAUGAGACACCACAAGAGGAGAAAUACGCGUACGUCGAGGAGAUCAUUGCGCUUCUCGAGAUGGAGGACAUUGCCGAUGCAAUUAUUGGCUCGCCCGAGGCCGGCUUGGCUGUCGAGCAGCGUAAGAGAGUUACCAUCGGAGUCGAGUUGGCCGCAAAACCAGAGCUUCUGCUGUUCCUUGACGAGCCCACAUCUGGUCUUGAUUCUCAGAGCGCAUUCAAUAUCGUCCGCUUCCUUCGAAAGCUCGCAGCAGCUGGUCAGGCUAUUCUGUGCACCAUUCAUCAGCCCAACGCCUCCCUCUUUGAGAACUUUGAUCGCCUCUUGCUUCUUCAACGUGGUGGCGAGACGGUAUAUUUCGGCGACAUUGGCAAGGAUGCUAAUGUACUCAUCAACUACUUCCACAAGUAUGGCGCCGACUGUCCUCCCAACGCCAACCCUGCAGAAUGGAUGCUAGACGCCAUUGGCGCCGGUCAAGCCACACGCAUUGGUGACAAGGACUGGGGUGAAAUCUGGCGCGACUCGGAAGAACUCGCAGAGACCAAAGCAACGAUCAUUCGCCUCAAAGAAGAUCGCAUGCGAGAAGUUGGUUCCCAGCCUGAGGUUGAGCAGAAGGAGUUUGCGACACCACUCUGGCACCAGAUCAAGACUGUACAAACCCGCACGAACAAGGCCUAUUGGCGCUCGCCAAACUACGGCUUCACACGGCUGUUCAACCACGUUAUUAUCGCUCUGCUCACUGGUCUGAUGUUCUUGCAAUUGGACGACUCUCGAACAUCCCUGCAGUACAGAGUUUUCAUCAUCUUCCAGGUCACCGUCCUUCCAGCACUCAUCCUGGCGCAAGUUGAGCCCAAAUAUGAUUUGAGUCGACUCAUCUACUACCGUGAGGCCGCAUCAAAGACGUACAAGCAGCUACCCUUUGCUCUAUCGAUGGUGGUUGCAGAGAUCCCAUACAGCAUCCUCUGUGCUGUCGGCUUCUUUGUACCGCUAUACUAUAUCCCAGGCUUCCAGUCCUCAUCAUCAAGAGCCGGAUACAACUUCUUGAUGGUUUUGGUCACGGAAUUCUUCUCUGUCACUCUUGGCCAGAUGGUGUCUGCUCUAACACCCAGCACCUUCAUCGCGGUUUUGAUGAAUCCAUUCAUCAUUAUCGUCUUUGCUCUGUUCUGCGGUGUGACUAUCCCGAAACCGCAGAUUCCCAAGUUCUGGCGAGUGUGGUUGUACGAACUGGAUCCAUUCACUCGUCUCAUCGCCGGUCUAGUCUCCAACGAAUUGCACGACCGACCCGUAGUCUGCAAAGAACGAGAGUACAACACCUUCACAGCGCCAGCCGGUCAAAAUUGCGGAGAAUACAUGUCUGACUUCUUCGCGUCUGGUGGUGCCGGGUAUCUCGCCAACAACCAGACCUCCGACUGCUCGUACUGUGCCUUCAGCGUCGGAGACCAGUUUUAUGAGCCGCUGGGCAUCUCUUUUGAUACGCGCUGGAGAGAUUUUGGCAUCUUCACCGCAUUUAUUGGCAGCAAUUUGAUCCUGCUAUUUAUUGGCAGUCGGUACUUGAACUUUAACCGCAGAUAG
This is a messenger RNA of Ramularia collo-cygni, 4455 nucleotides long. RefSeq names its product probable protein SNQ2. Gene Ontology annotation, cellular component: membrane. Bases 1 to 4455 code for a protein of 1484 amino acids. Gene Ontology annotation, biological process: transmembrane transport. The transcript is spliced from 5 exons. NCBI's taxonomy places the organism in Eukaryota, Fungi, Ascomycota, Dothideomycetes, Mycosphaerellales, Mycosphaerellaceae. Gene Ontology annotation, molecular function: ATP hydrolysis activity; ATP binding; ABC-type transporter activity. The record is from RefSeq and is a predicted model, not a curated record.